Molecule: messenger RNA, 522 nt
Organism: Sporothrix brasiliensis 5110
Lineage: Eukaryota; Fungi; Ascomycota; Sordariomycetes; Ophiostomatales; Ophiostomataceae
Product: V-type H+-transporting ATPase 16kDa proteolipid subunit
Exons: 3
Coding region: 1-522 (173 amino acids)
Biological process (GO): proton transmembrane transport
Cellular component (GO): proton-transporting V-type ATPase, V0 domain
Molecular function (GO): proton-transporting ATPase activity, rotational mechanism
Source: RefSeq, a predicted model, not a curated record
AUGGCCGACUUCACCUCUAUUGACUACGUCAACCUGGACCGUUGUCCAGUGUAUGCAUCCUUCUUCGGCGCCAUCGGUGCGGCCUGCGCCAUCGUCUUUGCCGUCAUUGGCGCCUCCUACGGCACCGCCAAGUCCGCCACCGCCAUCUUUACGGCCGGUGUCCUUCGUCCCGAUCGCCUGAUGCAGAACACGCUCUGCGCCAUCAUGGCCCAGGCCCUGUGCAUAUACGGCCUUGUCGCCAGCGUCAUCAUCAGCAAUGGCGUUCAUGAGAAGAUGGCGCUGUACACGGGGUUCAUGUACCUGGCCGCCGGCCUGUCCGUUGGCUUGUGCGGAUUGGCCGCCGGGUUCGCCAUUGGCAUUGUGGGUGAUGCGGGCGUGCGUGCGAGUACACAGCAGCCGCGGCUGUACGUUGGCAUGGUGCUGAUCCUCAUCUUUGCCGAGGUGUUGGGACUCUACGGCGUGGUGGUGUCGAUUCUGAUGAUGACGAACGCCACCAACGGCGCAACAGUCUGCACUGCCUAA